AUGGUUAUGCUAACAAUAAUUGGAAGGAUUACAGAUGGCAUGCCAAUGUCACAAGGUCUAAGGUAUGCCAAUGAAGAUUACAACAACAUACCAUACUACAAGCAACAAGCUGAGAAUUCAUUCUCAAAGAAAUUUCAAGAGCUUGUGGUACGUAUUUGCUUCAUCACAUUGUGUGAUUCUUCAUAUCCGAGAACACUAGCUUUCCAUUACCUUGAGGAUUUGAGGCAUGAGUUAGAGAAAUUUCAAAGCGAUCAACUUGUGGAUAAAAUUACUAGACCAUAUAGUUUUGUCAACUUUGACAGUGUUAUUAUCAAAAUUAGGAAACAACAUGUUGACACAAGAGCACAAGCUAAUCUAAAGAAGUUGAAUGCUAAUCACGGACAAGAGUUGGAUAUCACAAUAGAAACCAUGUCUGCAGUUAUAGAAAACAGAAAGCAAUUAGAUUAUAUGGAAAGAGUUGUGAUGGCUCCUCAAAUUGUUUCACCAAUAUGGGGUUCUCGGCAUCUUGAGAUUAUCGCGUUGAAAUGGACACCAAUUAGCAUUUCAAUUAGUGUUGUGGUCAUUCUUCUGUUGUGGGCGUCUUUGAUUUUGGCAGAUUACAUUGUCUUGUGCUUGUGACAUAACGUUGAAGAAAUCUCACAAUCAUUAUUUUUCCUCUCUAUAUAGUACCGCAGUACAGAAGAAUAUACAACACAACCAUUAAAUAGGUUGUCCAAGCUUAUGAACACACAAUAUAACUUCCUUUGAUGAUCAAAUAAUACCAAAGUUAAUAUUUGUAACUGAGAUGCAGAAGAAUAUGCAGUACAGCCAUCUAAUAGUUUACAAACAGCCUAGUCACUUAAAGACAGUAAAUCAGUAAUCAAACUACAAUCUAUGUCAAGAAUAGAGAGAAUAGUGUAGUGUGUUUUGUAUUAGAGUAUGAACAAGUACAUAUAUACAAACUAAAAGUGAUUAGGGCUCAACACAUUGGCCCAAUAACUAUACACUAAUAUAAGGCUUAAC
Chenopodium quinoa (quinoa) is the source of this 1002-nucleotide messenger RNA. Its product is annotated as 25.3 kDa vesicle transport protein-like. The coding region runs from base 1 to 618 and encodes 205 amino acids. Gene Ontology annotation, molecular function: SNAP receptor activity. Gene Ontology annotation, cellular component: Golgi membrane; endoplasmic reticulum-Golgi intermediate compartment; SNARE complex. The record is from RefSeq and is a predicted model, not a curated record. NCBI's taxonomy places the organism in Eukaryota, Viridiplantae, Streptophyta, Magnoliopsida, Caryophyllales, Amaranthaceae. The transcript is spliced from 5 exons. Gene Ontology annotation, biological process: retrograde vesicle-mediated transport, Golgi to endoplasmic reticulum; endoplasmic reticulum to Golgi vesicle-mediated transport; vesicle fusion with Golgi apparatus.